Messenger RNA from Nematostella vectensis (starlet sea anemone), 1053 nucleotides. RefSeq lists its product as uncharacterized. NCBI's taxonomy places the organism in Eukaryota, Metazoa, Cnidaria, Anthozoa, Actiniaria, Edwardsiidae. The transcript has a single exon. Gene Ontology annotation, molecular function: nucleic acid binding. The record is from RefSeq and is a predicted model, not a curated record. The coding region runs from base 1 to 1053 and encodes 350 amino acids.
AUGGCAUACUUCAACUCCAGAAGCCACAUCAUACUCCGCACGGAGGCAAGCUACCACCAAGGACUUUCCGCUGCGCUGUAUCAGCAGACAGACAAAGAAAUGCAACCUGUACACUUCAUCAGCCGCACGAUGACCGACACCAAGAAGAGAUACAGCCAGACAGAGAAGGAUGCACUAGCGAUCAAGUGGGCCAAAGAGAGGCUGAGGAUCUAUCUGCUAGGUGCACCAAGAUUAAGAAUCGUGACCGCACACAAACCCCUACUACCCAUGUUCAACAAGGCGACUGCGAAGAUGCCCCCACGAAUAGAGAAAUGGGUGAUGGAAAUGCAAGACGUCGACUUCGAGCUGAUCUACGAACCAGGGAAGGACGAGCAAGAUCCACUAGAUUACCUUUCCAGGCACCCCCUCCCGGAGACUGGGGACGACAGCACAGAGAAGAUCAUCAAGUGGACCGUCGAUGCUGACUACACAGUUGUGCUUAAGAGAAUCAGGGAAGAGACACUGAAAGACAAGACAUCGCAGAAGUUGGCAGAGAGAAUAGCAAGAUGUGACUGGGAGAAGUUCAGAAGAGAUAAGGACAUACAGCCAUACUACCAAGUGAGGCAAGAACUCUCAGUUGCUGAAGGACUGAUCUUCCGGGAAGAAAGAAUCCUGCUUCCUGAAGUACUGCAGAGAAAGAUCGUCAAGAUCGGACACACACUGGGACACUUAGGCAAGACAAAGACCAAGCAAAUGCUCAGAGAGAAGUAUUGGUUCCCAAACAUGAACAGCAUGAUAGAUACAGCAGUCGAUCAGUGCUUCAAUUGCCAAGUAGCAACCAAAAGCCACAAGGAAGAACCUAUCAAGCCAACCCAAAUCCCUAGUAAACCUUGGGAGACCAUCUCAACAGAUUUCGGUGGACCGUACCCAGACGGACACUACAACCUCGUGGUUAUUGAUAAGAGGAGCAGAUAUCCAGUUGUGGAAAGAGUGCCAAGCACAAGCCUGGGACCAGUCAAGGAAAGGAUGAAGGACAUCUUUGCAACAUAUGGCACACCCAAAAGGGUAGAGUGA